AUGACCGACGAUUUCGAUUCAGGGGAUCUGUUCCAGGACCCGGAAGGGUACUAUCCUGAGGAUGAGCCCCCGACAUUUGCCGAGCAUACCAUGCUAUCGGGACAGAAAGUGCGCGUCCGUCUUGUGGGCAGCCACCCCCUCUAUGGAAACCUGCUAUGGAACGCCGGCCGAACUAGCUCUCAUUACAUUGAGGAGCAUGCCGAGGCUCUCAUCCGAAACAAGGAUGUCCUCGAGAUUGGUGCCGCGGCAGGCGUGCCCAGCAUCGUGAGCGCCAUUCUAGGUGCCCGGACAGUGGUAAUGACCGAUUAUUCGGAUCCUGAUCUAGUUCAAAACAUGAAGUACAAUGCAGAGUUGUCGGCCAGUGCCAUUCCCGCGAGGGAAGACGGAAAGCCCCGCCUUCACGUCGAUGGCUACAAAUGGGGCAGCGAUGUGAGCCCGCUGCGGGCGUAUCUGCCUCCUGCUAUCGAUGGUUCUCCAUCCCUGUUUGACGUCCUGAUCAUGGCGGACGUGGUAUACAGCCAUCGUGAGCACCCGAAUUUGAUCAAGACCAUGCAGCAGUCCAUGAAGAAGGACCCGAAGUCUGUUGCUCUGGUGAUUUUCACCCCCUACCAGCCCUGGCUGUUACCCAAGACCGAGCAAUUUUUCCCGUUGGCCGAGGCGAGCGGUUUCGCUGUCACCAAGAUCUUUGAGAAGGUGAUGGACACAGUACUAUUUGAGAAAGAUCCUGGCGAUGAAAGGCUCCGAAAAACCGUGUUCGGAUAUGAACUCCGAUGGGCGAAGGAUCAAUUGGAGAAUUCAUCCAAGGCUGUUUGA
This is a messenger RNA of Penicillium digitatum Pd1, 813 nucleotides long. RefSeq names its product putative nicotinamide N-methyltransferase Nnt1 (gene efm7). Gene Ontology annotation, molecular function: protein-lysine N-methyltransferase activity. Lineage: Eukaryota; Fungi; Ascomycota; Eurotiomycetes; Eurotiales; Aspergillaceae. The record is from RefSeq and is a predicted model, not a curated record.